AUGGUUUGUUGAAAAGUUAAUGUGCGUUUGUCAGAGCAGAGAGCUCUAAUGGUCACCAUGGAGCGAGCCUCAAUCGUACUCGCUGUCUUUGGAUCUUUACUUCUCUGUGUCUCCUCAGUGCCAGCCAAGAAGGAACGAAAAAUCGAUAUCUACAGCUUCCACAUCAACUCGACAGUAACCAGCCGCUACGCCAUCACAGUCAUCACGAGCCGUGUGGCGAACCGACUCAACGAGUCCAAAGAGGUUCAUUUCCAGGUCAAGAUUCCAAAAAAUGCUUUCAUCAGCAAAUUCAAGAUGUUAAUCGAGGGAAAGACGUAUGAUGGUGUUGUGAAGAAGAAAGAAGAGGCACAGCAGCAGUACAGUCGAGCAGUAUCUCGAGGAGAAAGUGCCGGGAUUGUCAGUGCAGUAGGAAGGACGCUGGAGGAGUUUAAAACCUCAGUGACGGUGGCAGCUUUGAGUAAGGUGACCUUUGAACUCACCUAUGAAGAGCUGCUAAAGCGACGACUCGGCAAAUACAAGUUACAAAUCCACGCGCAACCAAUGCAGCCUGUGGCAGAUUUCAAGAUUGACGUCUAUAUUAAUGAGCAUCCAGGUCUUUCCUUCCUGGAGGUCAAAGGAGGGCUGAAGACUCAGGAGCUCUCCGGGGCUGUGAUCAGCACUCUGGCCGAGUCGACCAAAGAGGCAUGGGUCAACUUUUACCCCACACGCGAGCAGCAAACACAGUGUGAAGGUUGUGGAGAAAAUGGACUAAACGGAGACCUGCUCAUAGAGUAUGAUGUGAAGAGACCACAUCAAAGUGGAGAACUUCAGGUAUUAAAUGGAUAUUUCGUCCACUACUUUGCACCCACGGAUAUUCAACAAAUCCCAAAAAAUGUGGUUUUUGUCAUUGAUCGCAGUGGCUCUAUGAGGGGCAGGAAAAUUGAGCAGACUCGUGCUGCGAUGUUGAAGAUUUUGGGAGAUCUCGCUCAGAAUGACUACUUUGGCCUGAUCAGCUUUGACUCUGCAGUUGAGGUCUGGAAAAAUGAACUGCUGCCAGCCACAGAGGAGAAUCUGAACAAGGCAAAGACCUUUGUGAAGAAAAUUAAUGAUCGUGGAGCCACGGACAUCAACGCUGCAGUGCUGAAGGGGGUGGAGAUAAUCAGGAGGUACCCCCGAGAGGGCUCAGCCUCCAUCCUCAUCCUGCUCACUGACGGAGAUCCCACUUCUGGUGAAACAAACACAGGAAGAAUUCAGGAAAAUGUCAAAAAGGCCAUUGGUGGUAAAUUUCCACUUUACUGCCUGGGGUUUGGAUUUGAUGUCAAUUUUGAUUUCUUGGAGAAAAUGGCACUGGAAAACGAUGGAGUUGCUCGCAGGAUCUACGAGGACUCGGAUGCUGACCUCCAGCUGGAGGGUUUCUAUAAGGAAGUGGCCACGCCGCUCUUAACUGACAUCCAACUGAAAUAUACCGGAGCAUCAAACCUCACCCAGACCAGUUUCAGGCAGUAUUAUAAUGGCUCAGAGAUCGUGGUGGCUGGACGAAUCACAGACAACAGUCUGGAGACUUUCCAAACCGAGGUCAUCGCCAUUUCAAAAAACGCAAACGUAACAUACCAGGACUCCGUGUCGACAAAAGACGUCAACGAAGUUUUACCACAACAUGAAAACUUUAUUCAGAGACUGUGGGCUUAUCUUACAGUGAAACAGCUCCUGGAGAAAGAAGUGGCACUCAAAGGGGACGAGAAAGAAGCAGCCAGGAAAGGAGCUCUGGAUCUCUCUCUGAAAUAUGAAUUCGUGACUCCGCUCACCUCCAUGGUGGUCACAAAGCCGCAGGAAGAGGACACACAGGUCGCCCACAAACCCAAAGAAGGGGCGGAGCCAUACAGACACGAUCCGCCUGUAUUGGCCCAGCUGCCUCCAUGGAACUACGGUCUGAGACAUGGUGAAGGGGGCCAGCCGGGUCUCGCAGCUCCACCAGGCCAACCAGAUCCAGAUGAGGACUUCGCUUUUGAUAGUUUUUACUAUGAUUAUGGAAGUCCUCUCAGCAGAUCACGACCACCACUGCUGGCAACAUUCAUCAGCGUCACUGGAACACCUCCCACGUCUCCCCCUGCAGUGAGUGGAGUGAAGUUCUUAAUCUCUGCAAAGCCAAAACAGAUCUGUUAUUACACACCUGGAGGCCAGAAACUCCGCCUCCUUUUGGACACCUCAUCAGAUAUCUCUAUAAAUGGAGAACUCUCAGAUAAAGGCUUCCAGCUCGUUGUUUUUCAUUAUAAAACGGCUAAGCUUUCCGUGAGCCCUACUGAAAGUGUCUACUCUGACAACGAGAACAGUGUGAAGUUUGUCUGGGGGCAGUCGGAGCCCAGCAGGCACGAGUCACACAGAGUGGCAAUAUUUCAAAGGAGCAAUGAAUUAGACGUCACCUUGGGAAGCGUGCGUGUUGUUGUCCUCCUUCAUAAGAAGGACGGAGUCGUGUUUCUGUGGCCUGUUGCUCAUCAACAAGCAAAUAAUGCGAACGUUCAAGGAAUUCUGGGAAAAACUGAUCUUCAGUAUGAGAAGUUACCAGGAUCAAAGCUCAAAAUCAAGGACCAGGAAGUUGAGGCAUCUCAGAGCUCUGCCAUCGACUACAGAUUUCCUGCAGCCCCGAGUGUGGAAUGUUGGCUUGUACCAUUCCAGUCUGCCCUGCAGGGGGAGCUUUCUGACUUCACCGUCUCAACGCUGUAGAGUUCUGCACUUACCUGUACUGUGUGAAUCUUAUUUGAAGCUGAAUGCUGGUAUAUCCUGC
Molecule: messenger RNA, 2761 nt
Organism: Neoarius graeffei (lesser salmon catfish)
Lineage: Eukaryota; Metazoa; Chordata; Actinopteri; Siluriformes; Ariidae
Product: inter-alpha-trypsin inhibitor heavy chain H3-like
Exons: 21
Source: RefSeq, a predicted model, not a curated record